Messenger RNA from Leptidea sinapis, 2710 nucleotides. It is a transcript of the gene PPO2, whose product is annotated as phenoloxidase 1-like. The transcript has 12 exons. The record is from RefSeq and is a predicted model, not a curated record. NCBI's taxonomy places the organism in Eukaryota, Metazoa, Arthropoda, Insecta, Lepidoptera, Pieridae. Gene Ontology annotation, molecular function: oxidoreductase activity. The coding region runs from base 76 to 2151 and encodes 691 amino acids.
UUGUGAAGUGUACACAUUCUACCUAGUUUAAAGCUACUAUUUGUAAAUAAGUAUAAAUAUUUAGGUAUUUUCAAGAUGUCAAACGUAUCGAAAAGUUUGGGGUUGUUGUUCGACCGGCCAAAUGAACCGAUGGUUACACCGAAAGGCGAUCAAAAUGUCGUCUUUCAACUGACAGAGCAGUUCUUGUCUGAUGACUACAAGAACAAUGGAAUUGAGAUCAAUAAUCGUUUUGGCGAGAAGGCGUCUGAAAUUAUUCCUCUGGAGAAACUGAAGCGAGUCCCCAAGUUUAAGAAGGCAAAGAAACUUCCGCGUGAUGCUGACUUCUCCCUUUUCUUGCCUGCCCACAAGGAAAUGGCUGACGAAGUUCUCGAUGCUUUAAUGACUGUUCCCGAGAAUCAGCUGCAACAGUUUCUGUCAACCUGCAUCUACUGCCGAGUGAAUCUGAACCCACAACUUUUCAACUACUGUUUCAGCGUUGCCCUGAUGCACAGACCCGACACAAAAAGUGUGACCAUUGCCAACUUUGCUGAGACUUUCCCUUCAAAGUUUAUGACCUCCAAAGCUUUUGCCCAAGCUCGGGAAACAGCUGCAAUAGCAUCACAAGGAGCACCACGCACACCAAUCAUCAUACCCAGAGAUUAUACAGCAACAGACCUGGAUGUAGAACAUCGCCUUGCUUACUUCCGAGAGGAUAUUGGAGUGAAUCUUCACCAUUGGCACUGGCAUCUUGUGUACCCAUUCAGUGCCAACCAGAGAUCCAUAGUUGCAAAGGACAGGCGUGGUGAACUAUUCUUCUACAUGCAUCAACAAAUAAUAGCACGUUACAACGGCGAACGUCUCAACAACUCUCUAGCGCGUGUCAAGAAGUUCAGCAACUUUAAUGAACCAAUCUCCGAAGCCUACUUCCCCAAGUUAGAUAGUCUGACAUCAUCACGCGGCUGGCCUCCGCGACAGGCCAACAUGCGCUGGCAGGACUUGAACCGGCCUGUAGACGGCCUUAGCGUUACCGUGGCAGAUAUGCAACGCUGGAGAAGGAACAUCGAAGAGGCCAUUGCUACUGGUAUGGUCAGGAAGGCUGAUGGAUCGACGCAGCCGUUAGAUAUCGACACAUUAGGAAAUAUGAUGGAAGCGAGCAUUCUGUCACCUAACAUGGAUCUCUACGGAAGUCUGCACAAUAACGGACACAGCUUCUCUGCCUACAUGCACGACCCAACCCACCGUUACUUGGAAUCGUUCGGCGUGAUUGGCGACGAGGCCACCACGAUGCGAGACCCCUUCUUCUACCGCUGGCACGCCUUCAUUGACGACACAUUCCAGAAGUUCAAGGAGUCUACCCACGUUCGUCCAUAUUCACGCUCUGAGCUCGAGAACCCAGGUGUGAGGAUAUCGUCGGUUCGUGUCCAAAGCAGCGCGGGAGACAUGAACACGCUCAAUACUUUCUGGAUGUCCAGCGACCUCGACCUCUCUCGCGGUCUUGACUUCUCAGACAGAGGGCCCAUUUACGCCCGGUUCACUCAUCUCAACAACCGGGACUUCCAGUACACGAUUGAAGUAGAGAACAGCGGCAACGCAACUCGCGGUACGGUGCGCAUAUUCCUCGCGCCCAAGUACGAUGAGCGCAACAUCCAGUGGGUGUUCUCAGACCACAGGAAGAUGUUCAUUGAGAUGGACAGAUUUGUUGUUCCACUGAACCGUGGACGGAAUAUGAUCACUCGCAGGUCGACGGAGUCAUCAUUGACUAUUCCGUUCGAGCAGACCUUCCGCGAUCUGUCAGCGCAAGGCUCGGACCCGCGUCGCACAGACUUGUCCGCGUUCAACUACUGUGGUUGUGGCUGGCCCCAGCACAUGCUGGUGCCGCGUGGGAACGCCGCUGGCGCAUCUUACGAGUUGUUCGUCAUGGUCUCCAACUACGACCUGGAUUCUGUCGAUCAGCCAGACGGGACAUCCAUGACCUGCAAGCAAGCUUCAAGCUUCUGUGGCCUCAGGGACCGAUUGUACCCUGACCGUCGCAGCAUGGGUUAUCCCUUCGACCGGCCUUCCACCACUGCUAGCAGCAUCCAGGAUUUCUUGUUGCCCAACAUGUCCCUCAUCGACGUCACUAUUCGUCUGCAGGACAGCGUUGAACCUAACCCGCGAAAUCCAUCUAGCUAAAUAUAAAACGUGUUAGAUAUGAACCAUGAAAUAGAUCAAACUACAAAAUCUAAGCUAGAAGGCCCAUAACAAAAAUAGUAACGUGAACUGUUCUGUUUUUGCAAUCGCGGCACUCAUUAAUUUGCCAGCGCCAAUAGAAAUAAAAAAAAAAGAUAUCAUCUAGUUCCAAGUUGUUAGUUCAAGUAAAUCAUACAAACCGGCAUCCCAUUAACGAUAAUCAUUACUUUCUAAUGAUCUAUGCAGUGGUUCUAUUCGGCGAUUCCAUGGAAGCCCCGGACACUCAUUUUUACUUCAAUGAUAACGAUUUUUUUCCUACUUACAAGAGUUAAUCUAUGUAGGUAGGUUCUAUUUUAAAAGUGCAAUUUAAAGAAGCAUAAUUUUUGAAGAUUCUACUCUACUUGUUUUAUCUUAUUAAUACCUAAAUGAUUUUUUAUUAUACAAAUUAUAAUUAUAAAAUUGAAAGGCUGAUUUUAGUAGUAUUGUGAAUUUGUAAGUAUUGUACAUAUUUAUUGGUAAGUUAGUGUAAUGACCCGAUUUAAAAUAAAGCAUAUUUAAGCAA